AUGAUGGUGCAUUGUGCGGGCUGCGAGAGGCCGAUUUUGGACCGGUUCCUGCUCAACGUCUUGGACAGGGCAUGGCAUAUCAAAUGCGUCCAGUGCUGCGAGUGCAAGUGCAACCUGACCGAGAAAUGCUUCUCCAGGGAAGGCAAACUCUACUGCAAAAAUGACUUUUUCAGGAGGUUUGGUACCAAAUGCGCCGGUUGCUCCCAAGGCAUCUCCCCAAGCGACCUCGUCCGGAAAGCCCGGAAUAAAGUCUUUCACCUGAACUGUUUCACCUGCAUGGUCUGCAACAAGCAGCUCUCCACGGGCGAGGAACUCUAUAUCAUAGACGAAAACAAAUUUGUUUGCAAAGAGGAUUAUUUGAACUCUCCCACGUUGAAGGAAGGCAGCCUCAACUCAGUGUCCUCAUGUACAGACAGGAGUUUGUCCCCGGAUCUCCAGGACCCCAUGCAGGACGACACCAAGGAGACGGACAACUCGACCUCCUCGGACAAGGAGACCACCAACAACGAGAACGAGGAGCAGAACUCGGGCACCAAGCGCAGGGGGCCCCGCACCACCAUUAAAGCCAAGCAGCUGGAAACCCUCAAAGCUGCCUUUGCUGCCACCCCCAAGCCCACUCGCCACAUCCGAGAGCAGCUGGCCCAGGAGACUGGCCUCAACAUGAGAGUCAUCCAGGUCUGGUUCCAGAACCGUCGGUCGAAGGAGCGUCGGAUGAAGCAGCUGAGCGCGCUGGGCGCCCGCCGACACGCCUUCUUCCGCAGCCCGCGCAGGAUGCGGCCCCUCGGCGGCCGCCUCGACGAGUCCGAGAUGCUCGGCUCCACACCCUACACCUACUACGGAGAUUAUCAAGGUGACUAUUACGGACCGGGAGGCAAUUAUGACUUUUUCCCCCACGGGCCGCCCUCCCAAGCCCAGUCCCCCGCCGACUCCAGCUACCUUCAGAACUCAGGACCCGGCUCCACACCCCUGGGACCCUUGGAGCCCCCCUUAAGCGGACACCACUCCUCAGAAAACCAAAGGUACACGGAUAUGAUCUCGCAUCCCGACACCCCCAGCCCCGAGCCGGGGAUGACCGGCUCGCUGCACCCCAUCCCGGGGGAGGUCUUCAGCGGGGGGCCCAGCCCCCCUUUCUCCAUGUCCAGCAAUAGCGGUUACAGCGGGGCCCUCUCGCACCCCAACCCGGAGCUCAGCGAGGCAGCGGUGUGGUAG
Messenger RNA from Colius striatus (speckled mousebird), 1209 nucleotides. RefSeq names its product LIM homeobox 5 (gene LHX5). Gene Ontology annotation, biological process: neuron differentiation; regulation of transcription by RNA polymerase II. The coding region runs from base 1 to 1209 and encodes 402 amino acids. The transcript has 5 exons. Gene Ontology annotation, cellular component: nucleus. Gene Ontology annotation, molecular function: RNA polymerase II transcription regulatory region sequence-specific DNA binding; DNA-binding transcription factor activity, RNA polymerase II-specific. The record is from RefSeq and is a predicted model, not a curated record. Lineage: Eukaryota; Metazoa; Chordata; Aves; Coliiformes; Coliidae.